Molecule: messenger RNA, 4451 nt
Organism: Pteronotus mesoamericanus
Lineage: Eukaryota; Metazoa; Chordata; Mammalia; Chiroptera; Mormoopidae
Gene: FLYWCH1
Product: FLYWCH-type zinc finger 1
Exons: 11
Coding region: 1247-3385 (712 amino acids)
Source: RefSeq, a predicted model, not a curated record
UAAAAAAUGUUUUCUUUAUAGUUCUUACGAUAUAUUAUUAACACCUUACAAAAUAUCUCAAUACAUAAUUCAUACUACCCCUCUCCUUUGACGAGGAAAUCGAGCCCAGGAGCGAGAAGCCUGUCUAUGGUAUAGAACACUGGUUUCUAUCCAAGUGACCCUAUGGACCUCAGUCAUACCUAUAAGGAUUUUUUCAAUAGCAUUAUUGAGAUAUGAUUUAUAUACCAUACAAUUUCCCCAUCUAAAGUGUAUGUUUCAACGUUUUUAUUGUAUUCACAGAGUUAUACAACCAUCACCACAAUUAAUUUUACAUUUUCAUUAUCCCCAAAAGAACCCCCACAGCCCUUGGCCUCACUCCCUAAUCUCCCCCACCCCCACAGUGCUAUGCAACCUCUAAUCUGCUUUCUGUCUCUGUGAAUUUGCCUUUUCUGGACAUUUCAUAUGAAUGAAUUACACAAUAUGUGGCCUUUUGUGUCUGUUUUUUUUUCACUGAGCAUCCUAUUUUCGAGGCUCAUCCACAUUGUAACAUGUGUCAGAACUUCAUUCCUAUCUUCCUGAAUAAAUGCCAUUGUAGAGCUAGACCACAUACAGGCACGAGCAAGUGUUUCAGAGGGAAAGCGUCGUUUAUGGACCGAUUCUGGAUGGUGGCCAAAGAGGAGAGUGGUGUCUGCAGAUGACCAGGGUGAGAAGGACGGGGUGUGGGCUAUUCUUGCAUAAUUAAACCAUUAAGGGAAGAAGGGGUUUUGUUAGGUUUUGUUUCAGUAAACAAGAGACCUGAAAACCUCGGUGGCCCAAAUGCAGAGAACCAGUGGAGGCAGAGACUUUUGGUGACCAGAGAGAACAGGACAUGAAUGAAAGUGAGGAGUUGUAAGCGCUUAUGAAGAUAUCUAUCCCAAAUGGAUAAAUUGUGAAACAGAUGAAAUUGUAAAAUUCUGAAUCAUGGAGGGAUACCUUUUGCUAAUCAGAUGUUAGGGCUUGUCUCGGAUGCUUGGUGCUCAGGAACACCAGUGACGUAGCCUGGACAAGGUACGCCGGGUGUCGUGUGAAGCUGGGCUCCGGAUCUUCCCCAGCUGGACUCCCAGCUCUGCUGCUUCAUGGCUGAUAGUGGCCCUGGCACGGCUCAGUGUCCUCAUCUGUAAACGGGGACAGAGCCCCUGGACUGCCGGUUCCCUUGCCAGGGAGGAGGAGUAGAAAUCCACCCACGGGGGCCUCAGCGCGGCCUGGGGGACAGGCUGUCGGUCCCAGAAUGCCCCUGCCUGAGCCCAGCGAGCAGGAGAGUGAGAGUGUGAAGGCCGGUCAGGAGCUGUCCCCUGAGUCCCCUGAGACUGGCACAGAUGUUGUCCCCACAGCCCCUGUGAAAUCCAAAGAGUUCUCCAAUCUGGUUCUGCUAAUGGCCUCCACUGAGAACGGGGAUGGGGUGGGCUCUCUGCCCAAGGAAGUACACUGCGUCAUGUCACUGGAGAUGUCUGGCCCCAACACCCUGGCCAGGACCCUCCAGAUCCUGCCAGGAGAGGAGCAGGGAGGGCCAGCCCAGCCAAGCCCCCAGGCCCUUGAGCAGAAAUACAGCAAGGCAGACACAGCCCCCAAGCCCCUGGAGUUCCUGAGGACCCCAUUUGGGGGCCGCCUCCUGGUGCUCGAGUCCUUCCUGUACAAGCAGGAGAAGGCUGUGGGGGACAAGGUGUACUGGAAGUGCCGAGAGCACACUGAGCUGGGCUGCCGGGGCCGGGCCAUCACCCGUGGCCCUCGGGCCACAGUCAUGCGGGGCCACUGCCACUCCCCCGACGAGAAGGGCCUGGAGGCACGGCGCCAGAGGCAGAAGCUGCCCAGCCCAGCCCUGCCGGAAGGCUUGGGGAGUCCUGAGGUCCCCCGAGGCCAGGUGGAGGAGCCACUCAAAGGAGCGGGCCCAUGGCUGUGCCCUGAGGAGCCAGAGCCUGCGCCUGGGCUGGUGCCAAGCAAGCCUGCCCCACAGGAGGAUGAAGGGCUGCGAGCCCUGUCGGUUCUGAGCUUGCCCUUCAAGAAACGCCGGACACUGGGGACCGGAGAGCGCCCGUCCUUGGAGUUCCUGAGGACCUGUUAUGGGGGUAGCUUCCUGGUGCACAAGUCAUUCCUAUACAAGCGAGAGAAAGCUGUGGGAGAUAAGGUGUACUGGACGUGCCGAGACCACACUCUGCAUGGCUGCCGUAGCCGGGCCAUCACCCAGGGCCAGCGAGUGACCAUGAUGCGUGGCCACUGCCACCCACCUGACAUGGAGGGCCUACAGGCCCGGCGGCAGCAGGAGAAGGCCAUGAAGACGCUGCAGGCCAGACCAGGUGGCCCCGGGGGCCAAGUGGACAAGCUGCUCCAAGGUGUGGAUAGCCUGCUCUACCGCAGGGGGCCCGGCGCCACGACUGUCACCAGGCCCCGUCCCAGAAAGCACACGAAGCCCCAGGCCCUGCAGGGAUCCCCUGCCGACGACCAGGACAAGAGCCUGGGAGGCCCCGAGUUCUUGAGGACCCCUCUGGGGGGCAGCUUCCUGGUGCACGAGUCCUUCCUCUACAGGCGGGAAAAGGCUGCCGGCGAGAAGGUGUACUGGACGUGCCGAGACCAGGCGCGCAUGGGCUGCCGCAGCCGGGCCAUCACCCAGGGCCAGCGGGUGACUGUGAUGCGAGGCCACUGCCACCCACCUGACCUGGUGGGUCUGGAGGCCCUGAGGCAGCGGGAGAAACGCCCUGGUGCGGCCCAGCGGGGAAUUUCAGGAGGCCCUGAGUUCCUGAGGACCCCUCUGGGGGGCAGCUUCCUGGUGCACGAGUCCUUCCUCUACAGGCGGGAAAAGGCUGCCGGCGAGAAGGUGUACUGGACGUGCCGAGACCAGGCGCGCAUGGGCUGCCGCAGCCGGGCCAUCACCCAGGGCCAGCGGGUGAUGGUAAUGCGCAGGCACUGCCACCCGCCGGACCUGGGGGGCCUGGAGGCCCUGAGGCAGCGCGAGCAGUUCCCCAGCCCAGCCCAGAGGGAAGGUUCAGGAAUCCUCCAGCCUCUGGAGUUCCUGAGGACUUCCCUCGGGGGGAGGUUCCUGGUACACGAGUCCUUCCUCUACAGGAAGGAGAAGGCCGCUGGCGAGAAGGUGUAUUGGAUGUGCCGGGACCAGGCCCGGCUGGGCUGCCGCAGCCGGGCCAUCACCCAGGGCCAGCAGGUGACUGUGAUGCGCGGCCACUGCCACCUGCCUGACCUGGUGGGCCUGGAGGCCCUGAGGCAGCGGGAGCAGCUUCCCAAUGCAGCCCAGCAGGAGGACCCAGAAAAGAUAAAACUCCUGCCUACAGUUCAACUGUGCUUCAAGACUUGUUCUCCUGAAAGCCAGCAGAUUAAUGGAAAAGUCAAAGCUAUAAAACCCAACAGUGAUUCUCAGUGAGGCCAUCUCCUCUCCAACUCAGAGGAACCUCAUGUGUCGCCAGCUUCAAGGAUGCUCCACGUCUACGUGGGACCCCAGCAUUUCCCACCCACUUAGCUUCUGCUGGACAAAAGCUCUUUUUCACUCUUUGAAAGCAUCAACAGCCUUCACACUUCCUCAAGAGGCCUUCCAAGAGGAAUGCUCUGAUGUUUCCUUUGCACAGGGAAAGAAAAGUGCCAGGAGCCGGCAGCUGGCAGGUGUGCAUGAUGUGGGGAAGGCCUGAGCUCUGCAAGGUCUGAAGAAGCAUCUUUUGACAAAGUCACUCUUCCCUGUCUGCCACCCCAAGCCACAAAUACCCAUCUGUUUUCAGAGCACGAGACUUUGCCAAGGACUUCCGAGUUGGGUGUGGCCCUGCUUGGGCCAAGGAACAUUUGGGGAACUUCUGCUUUUUGGAGCUGAGCUGAGCUGCCCUACCUAGCUCCAGCCACUCAGGUGUUUUCUAGACAGGGGCCAGGUGGCCCUUUGUGCCCCCUGGCCGCCUGCUGCUGGGGUGCAGUGAUCACUUACAGUAAUAGAGCAGGCCAAACAAGAGGCCCCAUUGCACACACUGCCCAACUUUCUUUCCCUCACUGUUUUCCAGCUUAAACCCAGUGUCCAUGAUCCCCACAGCAGGUGUUCCUGGCAGUGGGAGCCAGCCUGGAUGUCUGCAGAAAGCCAGCAUGGACCACAUUUUACCUAGCUGAGGCCAGAAGUGUCCCGGGUAGCCCACGUUUGUCUCACGCAGGAGGAGAGGCAGACGUGGAUGGCAGCGGAGGUGCAGUUCUUUCUCCAGCCUGGUAAUGCAGCAGAGAGCUACCCUAGCAGGUCCAGGGACACAGGCUGAUGUCCCCCUGGCAACUCCAGAGGCUGCUGCUUGCUAACAAGCCUUGUCUUCAACAGUGAGGCUACUUUCCCUCAUUCUAUAAUUGCAGAGGGAGCACACCCAGCAGGCUCUUUCUCUCCUGGCAAGCUGGCCAUGGAGCUUGCCUACCCGCUAUAGGACAGUGACAUCUUGGGUGCCCCUCACUGUCCCUCUGCUUGUUCCUUU